Messenger RNA from Saprolegnia diclina VS20, 4646 nucleotides. RefSeq lists its product as hypothetical. NCBI's taxonomy places the organism in Eukaryota, Oomycota, Saprolegniomycetes, Saprolegniales, Saprolegniaceae. Gene Ontology annotation, molecular function: protein binding; fatty-acyl-CoA binding. Bases 1 to 4488 code for a protein of 1495 amino acids. The record is from RefSeq and is a predicted model, not a curated record. The transcript is spliced from 11 exons.
AUGCCCUUCUUCCGCUUCCGACGGAAGAAGCCGGCGGAGGCGCCGACGGAGCCGACGCCCGAGGUGCAGGAGCUCGUCGCGAUCGAGGCCGAGACGUCGACGCUCCUCCAGGCGGUGGCCACGCCGUCGCCGACCAAGAAGCGUCCGCGCAAGGUCGUUGGCCGCGUGACCAUCGAGGUCUUGGACAGCGUACCGCCCACACCCGCGAGCGACGAGCCAGUCGACGUACCCGUAGCCGAUGCUGGGCCUGUAAUUGCGCCGGCGCUGCCGCCCAUGAACGACGACGCGCUCCAGUUCGCCGAUGAAGAAGCCCGCGUCCGCGGCCGCCUCGAUACGUUUAUACCUGCGUCAAUUCCGGCCAAGGACGCAGUUGAGAACCAGCUCACGCAGUUGCAGCACGAGAAAGAUCGGCUGGAGAAACGAACGGCGAUACCGUCGCCUGUGCACCAAGGGUCUGCCCCCGAGUUGGAAUUUGAUAUCCUGCUUCCACCGAGCGAAAAGGAAUCGACAGACUCGGCGGCCACGCAAAUCCAGGCAGUGGCGCGGGGGUUCGUCACGCGACGCGCCACCCGCCGCGCCAGUGCGCUUGAGGAAGCGGCCAAGUGGCGCGAAGUGCACGAUCCAGAGCGUGGCGAGACGUGGUACUACAACAGCGCGACGGGGCAGAGUCAGUGGGCGCCACCAACAGGCGCCCUCGGUCCUCCUCGCCCGACGAGCCCACAGCAGCGCCCGUCGUCGGGAUCCCGCACGACGCUACUACCGCCGCUCUCUCCUCGCCAAAACCUCUCGCUACCGUCGCACCCCGCGCCGGUCUCGCCGCUGCUCUCGUCGCCUGUUCUCCCUUCGCUCGGGAAGGAGCCGUUCGUGCUUCAAGACGUCGACCCGCACGGCGACUGCGCGAGCGAUGCGAGUGUGGCCGACGCCAAUGUCGACUGGAUGGACAACGACGCGCUCUUCCUCGCCGACGGCUCGAAGAACGCCAAGCUCCGGGACACGAUCCGCGGUGCGCUCAAGAUCUCGCGCUUCGACUCGGUCUCGGCGCUGUUGACGCACAACGUGACGUUCAAUGCGCCAAAGACCAAGGCGCGGGGGCACCGAGACAUUGCGUUGGGGCGGAAACCCGAUCAGUUUAUGGUGGCCGUCGUCGCCAAGAAGCCAAGUGCCAAGAGCAAAAAAGCGCCGGCACGGCUUGCGACGCCCGUGCACGUUCGCAUUCGCGAUGUCGCCGACCCGGGCUUCCUCGAGGCUUCCAGUACGAGAGCCAGCAGCAACAACAACCAAACGAUCGCGAGUGACGAUGUGCCCAAGCCGACGCAGUGCUUUGCGUGCUGGAGCGCCAUCAAAGGCUGCAAGUGCGAAGCCCACACGGUGGGGCCGGCGCGUAUCAAGCACGCGUCCGAGAGCGCGCUCCUCUGUUCCAACUGGGAGGUCGACCAGCUCCGGCGCAAGUACCGGGCCGAAGAGAUCCAAGAAGUGUUUUUGAAAGCCAAUAGCUCACUGCGCUACGACCGAGUGCGCAAGUCGUACGUGACAGUCAUCGAGUGCCGCCAUCCCAUCUACCGCGCGAUCGACGCAGCGACCACGGCCUUGAACAAGACGAUGCGCCGCAAGCUCCACGUCCGCGCGUGGUUUCGGUCGUUUCUCGAGCACCUUCGGCUCGGGCGCGUCAAGAAGGCGGGCAACGCACCGUCAAUUCUCAAGGUCCGUGAGACGUUGCGCAACGCCAAGUGGUGUGGCGACUACGCGUCCAGCGUCCGGAGUUUCCAGCCGGUCGCCCCCGUGACACUGCAGCGGUUCACCGACACACCGAUCGACGGUGUCAUUGUCGUGCCGCCAAAUACACCGAUGCUCAAGCACGGGAUCCUCAAGACCGAGGUCCCGCGACCCAUUGUGCUCUAUCAGCCACGCAAGUACGAGCUCUUGCCACGACGCUGCAUCCCCAUGCCAACGCCGUCGUUCUUGGACCAGAUCCCACUGCCCGUCGGCAACACGUACAUUGACGGACUCUCCAAAGUGAGCUGGCUCGAGCGUGUGAGUGCGCGCAUCUCGCUCGCGGCCAUGUACCGCGGCCUCAUGCAAGUGAAAGCGUGCACGCCACCACGGGGCUUUGACGUGCCGCGGCGCACGCGGAUCACGCCCCCCACAACUGUGCUCUUUGCGUCGUUUGGGCGCAAACCGACGCCCGGCAACUUGGCCAUCGGUGGUUUGGUGGCCGAGAUGCUCAUCUACAUGGUGGUCACGACGUUUGUGCCGCCCCAGUUUGGCAACUUUAACGUGACGGACCGCCGCGCCAUUUGCCCGCCCUUGACAAUCGACCACAGUGCAAUGUAUCUGUGCUUGGUCAUUGCUCCGACGACGUGGCACUAUGUGGUACGGCCACUCGAGCACCCGCUCAAUAGCCGCCGGCCGCCGACGAUUCUCUUGGUGAUUGAAGGCGAGGGCCAUAUCGCAUGCAUCAACCGGCCCGAGCAAACCGGCGAGGACGCGUGCUACGGCUUCAUCACGACACUUGAAAGGCCGGGGCUCCAGAUGCCCGACGAGACCAAACCGGUAGCCUUUCUGCCCCAUGAGACCGUUCUGACGUUCAAUGUGGCCACGGCAAAUGCGACCGUGACAACACGCGCCGACCGGUAUUAUCCGUUUUGCGAGCCGACGACGCGGGAAAGCACUAUCAUCGAGUUCAUGCACCUCCUCUGGCUCGGCAAGUCGAGUCGCAAUCAGACGCAGUGCUUUACAACCCUCGGGUCGCAAGAGCCUGGCGAGUUUAUGAAAAACUGCAAUGUCGAAGGCGCCAUGGGGGCGUACACCCCCAUGGUGUAUCGCAGUUGGGCGUACAUGCAGACAAGUCCCUUUGAGGAGUUUGUGACUGACGACGGCAUUGCCUACUGGUAUGAAAAGGCUACCGGUCGUACGUACUGGACGCGGCCCGUGCUCGAAAUUGAAAAGCACCGGGGACCCGACGGCGACAUUGAAGGCGAUGUGCAGGACGGUGUUGGCGAGAAGGCGACGACCGGCGUCGGUGGUGCGGAAGCUCGCUACACCCAAAAAGAAAUGCGGGCGUACAUGACCAAGACGAUGGAGAGCCCUGACGACCGCGCCAUGCGACUCAAAGUGGUCGAGCGCAGCGCCAAGACCAACUCGAUCAUCAAGCCCCCGUUGCACGACGAGGCAGAAUCUGUGGCUGUGCGUCCAUCGCGCCCGUCGCCUACCAAAGUCGCGGUGCCCAAGCUGUCGUUCCAGAUUGAAAAACCGGUCGUGAGCCACAACAAAGGCCUUCCAUCGACCACCAAGCCAACGCCCCAGUUGCAACCGAAGAGCCCUUCGAAAGCAGUGGCCAGUAAGCGGCUCGUGGCGCCGAAUACGCAAAAGCUCAUCGAGUCGCUCACAUCGGCCCUCGGCGCGUCCAUGGCAGCUUCGAGCAUGAGCCCGAACGACGUCUUGCAGCUCGGCAUCGGUUUGGGCAUGGGUCUCGGGCUUCGAGAUGCCGAGGUGCUGCUGGAGGACGAUACGGCCAGGAACGACGCUCUCUCGGAUCGUCAAGACGACCCCGAGGUAGCAAUGGACGAUGAGGUAGCUACGGUGCGCUCGCUGGCGACCACACGCACGGAGAUGAGUGUGCUGCCGGAUGCGACGCCCGACGAGAUCGAGAUCGAACCGGCCAAGGCACCGAUACCAUUUGGUACCACGUACCUCACGCAUACGACGCCAGGCGAAGGCGAUACGUGGGUCAACAAGCCCGUCGACUUUAGCGCCGAGAGUCAAACGGCCGUCGACGGCUUUCAAGGCGCCGUGCACCGCAGCGUGGCCAAGCUGCCAAAGAACUUUGUCGCGUGUGCCAACUCGACGAAAACGGUCAAGGCCGAGACCAACUAUCUCCCCGUCAUCAUCAACAAGAACCAGCCACGUUGCGUGGGCCUCGUUCGGCCCCGGACCGCCGCCGACGAGUGGCUCGUCGUUGGCUAUGAUCCCUGGGUCGCGGGAAAGGAGCUCUUCAACCUCGAAUUCGUCAAGGCGCUGGCAAUCGAAGACGAAGACGCUCCGGCGGCCCCGGUCGUCGCCGCCGCAUUCAUCGACAAGGAAGGGCACGCGGCACGGCAAGAGGUCGUGUCCCAGGCAGCCAAGGAAGCCAUGGAGCUCGAGCACGUCAUGAGUUUGGCGCGUCACGGCAAAUACGCCGAAGUGGAAAACCUGCUCAACCAACCCGACUGGUCGCUCUCGAUCGACAUGAAGGACAAUGCGGGCAACACGCUCCUCUCGAUCGCGUGCCAAAACAACAACAAGCGCAUCGCAAAGCUCUGCUUGCGCAAAGGCGCCGACCUCAACACCCAAAACCUCAAUGGGCAAUCGCUCUUGCACUACUGCCACGCAUACGGCUUUCACGACCUCAUGGAGUACCUCAUGGAGAAGGGCGCGCGCGACGACCUUGUCAACAAGGACGGUCUCACGUGCUACGAAGGGCUGGAUGCAGACACUGUCGAGAAGCUAUAAUAGACUCUCUCAUCUCGCUUGGUCUGAUAGUUGGGACGAGGCUCAGUUGCGAGACGAACAAGCCGCUGGACAGUGGUGCCUCGACCUUAGCUCGGCGUGACCAUCCCAGCUCUUAGCGCCAGUCGUAACUGCAAAAUGCCAGUUUCGUUCUUGCUACA